Molecule: messenger RNA, 2017 nt
Organism: Penicilliopsis zonata CBS 506.65
Lineage: Eukaryota; Fungi; Ascomycota; Eurotiomycetes; Eurotiales; Aspergillaceae
Exons: 4
Coding region: 158-1918 (586 amino acids)
Biological process (GO): mRNA pseudouridine synthesis; tRNA pseudouridine synthesis
Cellular component (GO): nucleus
Molecular function (GO): RNA binding; pseudouridine synthase activity
Source: RefSeq, a predicted model, not a curated record
GCUCUCCUGGUAGACCUGCGACACCUGGGACCACAAUUGCGCGUUCAAUACCUGGUUUGAUAUCUGUCAAUACCCCUCUUUUCCACACCCACUCCCCGAAGUCCGAGUCGUUUCAGAGAGCCUGGAACACUUAUAAAUCGAGUCUUCUUGGACCACAAUGGACGCUUCCGGAGAACAAGGAGGAGCUGGUGAUAAGCGUAAGAGACGCGAUAUGGGUAGGUCCGAAUGGAGUCGGCAACAAACAGAUAAGCGAGGCCAAAAUGAACAGUUAGAGAAUACCAAGCGACAGAAGCGCGAAAAGGGCGAAUUCGUGACGCCCAUUUAUGCCACACACUUUCCGCAAGAGGAUAUUGACAGCGAGAAACGCCGGCCAAAGAAGAAGGUCGCCGUAUUGCUUGGAUACUCGGGAACAGGCUACCAUGGCAUGCAAAUGAGUACCACAGAGAAGACCAUCGAGGGAGAAUUAUUCGCAGCCUUCGUCGCAGCCGAUGCUAUCUCGAAGGCAAACGCAGCCGAUCCUAAGAAGUCUUCCUUUGUGCGAUGCGCACGUACCGACAAGGGGGUUCAUGCGGCAGGGAAUAUCGUGUCCCUGAAAAUGAUUGUGGAGGAUCCGGACCUUGUGCAGAAGAUCAAUGAGAAGCUCAGCCCCCAGAUCCGAGUCUGGGGUAUCGAGCUUGCCAAUAAGAGUUUCAGCUGCUACCAGAUGUGUGACUCUCGCAUCUAUGAGUAUUUGAUUCCAACGCAUUGCUUUAUCCCACCGCAUCCGAGCACACACCUGGGGCGGGCGCUAGUAAAGAUGGCUGAGAAGGAAGGCGAUCUUGAUGCAUACAAGGCCAGGCAGGAGGAAGUUGCCAGCUUCUGGGAUGAAACUGAUGAGAACUAUGUCAAGCCGAUCCUCGAGCAGCUUCCCGAAGACAUCCGCGAUUUGGUUGAAAAGGCACUUCAUAUCGGGACCGACGACACAAGGGCGUCUUCUGAAGAAAGGGAAGAAAAGCGUGCGCCGGCUGAUCAGGAAGAAACCCAAGAGAGCCCUGCUGCUUCUCUGCAGGCUACCGAGGCCGGCCCGGACGCGAGUGGUGAAGAGGCAAUCGACCCCAAAAGGCUUCAGGUGAUUCAAACCGUGAAGCAAAUCAAAGCCGCCUACCUCAAGGCUAAAAAGGCCUAUCGGAUCCCCCCCGCUCGUCUACAGCGAGUCCAGGCGGCUCUGGAUAAGUACCUUGGCACCAAGAGGUUUUGGAACUAUACCAUCCAGAAGACAUAUACCGAUCCUUCGGCAAAACGCCUGAUUAAAUCCUUCAAUGCCAAUCCGACGCCAAUCAUCAUCAACGGCACCGAAUGGCUAAGCAUGAAGGUCCACGGCCAGAGUUUCAUGAUGCAUCAAAUCCGUAAGAUGGUCGCCAUGGUCGCCUUGGUUGUCCGUUGCGGAUGCGAUCCCGAGCGAAUUGACGAGACAUACGGCCCUACUCGGAUUGCGAUCCCCAAGGCCCCGGGACUGGGCCUUUUGCUCGAACGCCCCGUGUUCACCAACUACAGCCGGAAGGCCGUCGAAUCAGGCAAAAAUCCCAUCGACUUUGACAAAUAUGACAAGGAGAUCUCCGAAUUCAAGCAGCGAGAAAUCUACGAUCGCAUCUUCCGCGAAGAGGAAGAGUCGAACGCCUUCAAUCUGUUCUUCAAUCACAUUGAUCACUUCCCUGGAGAAGAGUUCCUCUACAUCACUUCUGGCGGCGUGAAAGCAGCAAAGCCCGUGGGCGAGCCGUCAACGGCUCCCGUCCCUGCUGGGGAGACAGCGAAGCAGGACGAAGGCUCCGCCACUCUCAAGAAGACGGAGCAACAGGAAGAAAGCAAUGUUUUGGCCUCGGUGGAGGUGGAUGGCGAGGAAGAUACUGAUCUUCCCAAGACUGGUGAGGAAGAGGGCUAACUAAGUAAAUUUGCGAUUUACUGCAGAUAGAUCUUUUAUUAUAUUGCGUCUUGAAAGAUGGUGUACUUUUUAUUUAAAUAUUCAUGAACAGCAUGCUUC